GCCGUAAUUGAGAAUCUUAAUAUCCAAGCAUCAAAACUGGGAUCCUGCAGUCUAUCUAGGUCAUAGCUCCUAUAAAACUCCUCCAGAUCGUUGUCGUGGCACCUUUGCUCAUACUACGUUCCCCCCAGCCCUUCGGAAGUCGUUGGUCCAAGCUUCAACGCCGACAUCGAACUUGCAGAUUUCCCGGUCAACAUCCAGAACGCCUUGAACCAGCCAUACCCCAGCUCUAUCACAUCUCACCGUCGUCUUUUUUUUCGAAUCUAAUUUUCACUUAGUUAAUUUUUUUUUCGCGCAUCGAUCCGUCACCAUGUCUUUCCUCUUCGGCGGUCCCCCCAAGAUGACUUCGGAGCAGAAGAUCGCUGCUGCCGAGACGGAAGUUGAGAUGGUCUCCGACAUGUUCAACCGCCUGACCGAGUCGUGCACCAAGAAAUGUAUCCCUACCGAUUACCGCGAGGGCGACCUGAACAAGGGCGAGUCAGUCUGCCUCGACCGCUGUGUUUCCAAGUUCUUCGAGGUCAACAUGAAGGUCAGCGAGAAGAUGCAGGGCGAGGCGACGGCCAGCAAGCAGAGCGGAAUGGGAUUCGGCAUGUAAAAAACCCUCUCUGAUCAUGACGCAAAUGAUGCAAUGCUGGUUUGGGGUU
Molecule: messenger RNA, 641 nt
Organism: Penicilliopsis zonata CBS 506.65
Lineage: Eukaryota; Fungi; Ascomycota; Eurotiomycetes; Eurotiales; Aspergillaceae
Exons: 3
Coding region: 308-592 (94 amino acids)
Biological process (GO): protein insertion into mitochondrial inner membrane
Cellular component (GO): mitochondrial inner membrane
Source: RefSeq, a predicted model, not a curated record